UUUAUAGUCGACAGCGGACAGUCGUUACUCGUUAGCGUUGUUGGGUCACGAGUCACGACUGACGACUCACGCCUGCCUACAGCCUAGUGCCUACAGUGUACUCUCUAAAAGUGGUUUUCUUCUAAGGCUUUGAAAAUUGAAAGUACUAAUCAAUGCACAACCCACAUUGCACGACCACGAAGAAAUAGUAUAGUUAUAUACUAUUUAAUUAUAUGUCUUUAGUAUGAUCAAAUUAUAAUAAUUUGUUUGAAAAUAUUCCCUUAUAUUUAUGUUAAAAUUAGUGAAUAUCGAUAGUUCUAAAAUUUUAAUUUGUUUUGAAAUUAAACAAUGGAUAGCAAAGUGCGUCGGAAUGGUCGUUUGAUAGACAUUGUUGAUGAGGAGUGGCGUGCGGAGAUUUUGCCACACGAAGAUAUACAGGUUCCAUUAGAUGAGCUACCAGACCCUGAGGCAGACAGUGCUGACUCCCACCUUACUCUCAAAGAACAAAGUCUCAGAUGGCAAGAGAAUUUUCCUGAGCCAGCUAAUGUAGAGCAGAAUUAGGCUUAAAAUUUUAAAUAUAACUAAAAUAUAAUUAUUAAAAUGCAAUUAGACCUAAAAUGGGAAGAAGAAAACAAUAUUUAUUUUAAUUUAAAUGGCCACAAUAAUUUAAGGCGAUAGCUACCAAAUGUUAACAAAUGUACUAAAGGUAAAUUUUUCAUAUACAUUGCAUGGAAAUGUGACAAUAUAUCAUAACAUUCCUCUGGCUCAAAUACUUCUUGGCCAUCUGGUGAAUCCUGAAAAAAUGUUGUAUGUUAAAAUUUAGAUAAGAGUGUAAAUAAGAUGGUGCUGAUAUUUGAACUGUAAGCUUUGUUGCAUCUGAAGAUGAUGGCAAUGGAAUUAUUGGUGCAGAUGCAACUUUAAGCUUACCAGACAUGGAUUCUGUGUCUACAACACUGGAUUUAGAAUGUAAUACAGUCUCCAUUUUGUAAUACAAUAAAUGAUUAAGUGACAGCA
This is a messenger RNA of Pieris rapae (cabbage white), 993 nucleotides long. Its product is annotated as anaphase-promoting complex subunit 13. Lineage: Eukaryota; Metazoa; Arthropoda; Insecta; Lepidoptera; Pieridae. Bases 328 to 540 code for a protein of 70 amino acids. Gene Ontology annotation, cellular component: anaphase-promoting complex. Gene Ontology annotation, biological process: protein K11-linked ubiquitination. The record is from RefSeq and is a predicted model, not a curated record. The transcript is spliced from 2 exons.